UUUUGGUCGUGAUUACCGCUAGCGGCCGAUCACGUAUGUGACAUGGCGUCCGGGUAGGAAGAAAGUUGACUGUUAAAUAAGCGUUAAUGUUGUUUUUAUGACACUGACCGACCGAAAAGGGAACAUCCGAGGCCGCGAAUUUCCCACAGACACCGGCAUUGAUGGUAAUGCAUGCGAGGAAACCACAAAGGAUCAGCGAUGGGUACUUCGAAAAGCACCAGGCCCAUCCCUACCAGAACGCAAAGUACAGCAGUUCUAAGGGUGGCUAUUCUUCAUCGACGACGUCGUCGGAUAGUCGCUACGAAGGGCGUAUGCGUGAUUCCCCAAAUGGCAAUUCUUACAGUCCAGCAGGAGGCUUGGGAUUGGGAAUGGGAGCAGACAGAGACAGCCCCAGGAGUUAUACCUCCAAGCCCCUGUAUAAGAAGGAGAGAGAAAAUAGAGACUAUAAAUUAUCCUCCUCUAGGGACAAGUAUUCCGAUUGUGCACGAUCACCAAAAGACAAGAGAAGCCAUGAGAGCAGGGAUUCAGAACACAGGACCAACCACGAUAGGAGUAGUGGAGAGAUCUUACAUCCCAUAAAAUUAUCAUCAAAUUCAUCACGAGAUUCUUCAUCUCAGAGAAAACCAGCUCACAAUUCUUGUCAGGAUAAACGUGGUGAUGAACGAGGUGCGAUGGAACGAACAGCCAGGUUUGGUGAUUGGUCAGAACAUAUGAGUUCUUCAGGAAAGAAGUAUUAUUAUAAUUGCAAAACAGAAGUUUCUCAGUGGGAAAAACCACGUGAAUGGACUAUUCGUACAGAUAAUCGUCAACGCCAAUCCAAUGAUUACUCCUCUAGGUCAAGUCAUGAUAAACAUUCCAACUCGCGAUCAAAUAGCAGUAGCAGCUUGCGAGAUGGUAAAUCAUCCCGGCAAUCUGACAAGCGGGAAUAUUGGAGUUCAUGUAGUGGAAGUGGCGGUAGCAAUAGAGAAGAAGUUUCUACGCGCGAUAGAGAGAGAGAAAAGGAACGAGAGAGAGAACGAGAAAGAGAGAGAGAAAGAGAACGGGAGAGAGAAAGGGAAAGAGAGAGAGAACGAGAAAGGGAAAGAGAUUCUUGCAGGGAAGAAACAGGAGCAGAACGUCAAGCUCAAGAUAUGGAUAUUUCACCUGGUGAUUCUACACCAACUUCUGAACCUUUAACAUCCUGUGCUCAUGAUCCACUGCCGCAAGGUCCUGUUCUAUUGGCCACUGCAUUACCUCGAUUAACAUCACAUCCACCAUCGACACCACAAACACCUGGAAAAUUAAGUUCACCAACACAACAACAAGGGAAUAGUAAUGCUCCAGGACCACCAGUUUCAUUAGCAAGUUUACCAAGACUUCUUUCUCAAAUUACAGGCAGCAAAGAACAACCUGACAUUACACCGCAGAAAGCGUUACAGACAAUUCAAACAGCUAUCUUGCUAUCUAGACAACAAUCAGCUAGUGGAGACCGAAAUAACAGUGGCAAUGAUGUAAUGGUCCCAUUAAAAGUUGAUACUAGUGGCAAUACUACCAGUGAGGGACCACCUACUCCAACCCAUUCAGAAACUCAGGAUUGUAUCGAUGCUCGAAAAUUAACCAGUCCUGGUGGAACGAAUUCUGGAGUGCAAGGUCUAAGCUCAUUGCAAAGUCUUAGUACGUUAGGUUCUCUUGGAAAUUUGAGUAAUACUGGAGGUUUACAAGCAUUGUCUAGAGUACAACCUCCUUUAACACCUUCUUUAACACCAUCACUUGCUAAUCAUUAUCGAGAAGAUUUAACACAACAUGUGCGUGCCUUUCCAGCCGAUAUCCUUGAGAAACAGGCACAAAAACUUAGUGAGGAAGCACAUACAAUGGGCAGUUUGCAGUGCACAAGAGUAUCUGCAGAAUUGAAAACAGCACGAUCGAUAGUGAGGCUGACAGAAAUUCAGGCAACACUACAGGAACAAAGGAUAUUAUUCCUCCGUCAACAAAUUCAAACAUUGGAGGAACUAAAAUCCCAAAAUUCCUUCAUGUCUGAUGAUUCUUAGUGUAAGAAACUUUAUAAAAUAAUUAUAAUUACAACCUAUAAUUAAUUCAUGCAAAAAAUAAAACAUAAUUAUUAAUAUUCUCAUUAAUAUUGAAUAAUUAAAAUUGUACCUAAAUUAUAAUAUCGUGAUAGAAGUGAUAUAAUAGCAAAUGAAUAUGGGCUGCCUAGAGAGGUCAAGCUGUUUCUCUAUCAGCUGACGAGUCUUAUUAAUUAAUUAGUGAAUCCACCUCUCUAGGAAGCACAAGAGGCCUAUCCAACACACAGAUGCAACACUGAGUAAAUAGAAAGUGAAUAAACUCUAUCGGUUUAAUGCAAACUACUAAAUUGUAUAUCUGAAUUGUCCACAGCAUCUUGUAUUACCUAUGUUAUAAUACGUGUCAAUGUUUCUCAUAUCCCACGAUUAUGCGACAUUUUAACUAGUUGGAACAUUUUUGUUGUAAAUCUCGGAAUAAAAUUCGUGCCACAAGUUUUAAUCCAGUUCUUUAUCACCAUUAACUCACCUAAUUACCCACACAUGUUUGUCUGGUGAAUUAAGAAAGUAAAAUUCAAGAAAAAUUUGUGGACGCAAUAAUUUACUUAUUUACAAUGCUUUUUCUGUCAUUUGGUAUUUUACAGAGAAUGUUAUUGCUGUAGAAAUACAAAUAUUAAUGACAUUAGCAUUUUAUAUCAUGCAUAAUUGAUGGCCAUUGCUGACUUUGAAGUAAGUUAAAUAUGUUUAAACAUAAAACAAUGAAUAUUAUAGAAUACUAGAAUUUAAUUGUGUGUAUCUUAAUAAUGACGUGAUCCCAUAAUUUAUAUUUGAUGAUUAUGUAAACAUGUAACAUUGUAUAGCUAUAUUGAUAGAUUUUAAACAAUCAUUAUGAUAAAAUAUAUCAUCAGUCAUUUUGAUGGUCUUCAAUCUAUGUAUGAAUCUAUUUUUAUCUUUUGUAAUAAAAAAGAGACUUGUGUAGAAUGCAAACUGUAAUAACCAACAAAUUAAACAUAUCGAUGAUGUAUCUUAUAA
Vespa velutina is the source of this 3029-nucleotide messenger RNA. RefSeq names its product WW domain-containing adapter protein with coiled-coil homolog (gene wcy). Gene Ontology annotation, cellular component: nucleus. The transcript has 12 exons. The record is from RefSeq and is a predicted model, not a curated record. The coding region runs from base 162 to 2027 and encodes 621 amino acids. NCBI's taxonomy places the organism in Eukaryota, Metazoa, Arthropoda, Insecta, Hymenoptera, Vespidae. Gene Ontology annotation, molecular function: RNA polymerase II complex binding; chromatin binding. Gene Ontology annotation, biological process: positive regulation of TORC1 signaling; regulation of autophagy.